Molecule: messenger RNA, 1041 nt
Organism: Zasmidium cellare ATCC 36951
Lineage: Eukaryota; Fungi; Ascomycota; Dothideomycetes; Mycosphaerellales; Mycosphaerellaceae
Exons: 1
Coding region: 1-1041 (346 amino acids)
Biological process (GO): ergosterol biosynthetic process
Molecular function (GO): iron ion binding; C-4 methylsterol oxidase activity
Source: RefSeq, a predicted model, not a curated record
AUGGGCGCAACAGGAGCAAACCCCAAAGACUCCAUGAAGUCGACAUGGCGUGACAGCGACCGUAAAGACUGGGGGAGACACCAUUAUCUCAUCGAAUACCUGGGCCUACAACCGACCAACAAAGGCCAAGAAGUCCCCAUCCACCAAAAGACCGACAAGAUGCCAUACCUCCCCCACUGGCAAGCCCACAUCUGGAUCCUCCUCCACGCCUCCUGGCCCCUCGUCCUCCACCAACUCUACGUAAACUACACCCACCACGGUCUCCACCCCAUCGCCACGUUCAUCUUCUACUCCCUAGCCUUCAAACUCAACGCCAUCAGCGAAAUCCACAUGCUGCGCAAACUCGGCCACCGCUACGGCUUCCUCGACGGCGACAAACACGCCCGCGACGACGUCCCGGACGCCGGCGUCUCCAAGACCUUCCACGCCCUCUCCUCGACCUCCACCUUCCGGCCCCUCCUCUCUCUCGUCCUCGCCUACCGCACCCGCCUCGCCCCGAGCACAAUCUCCUACUGGACGCCCCUCGAACUCGGCCUCUACGGCAUCAUCCUCGACUUCUGGUUCUACUGGUACCACCGCCUGAUGCACGAGUACGACGGCCUGUGGAAAUUCCACCGCACGCACCACCUCACCAAACACCCCAACCCGCUCCUCACAAUCUACGCGGACACGGAGCAAGAAAUCUUCGACAUCGCCGUCAUCCCGCUCCUCACCUACGGCACGCUCAAACUCCUCGGCUUCCCGAUGGGCUUCUACGACUGGUGGAUCUGCCACCAGUACAUCGUCUUCACGGAGUUGUUCGGCCACUCCGGCGUGCGGGUUUUCACGACCCCGCCGUCGACGAAUUCGUUGUUUUUGAGGUUGUUUCGGGCGGAGCUGGCGACGGAGGACCAUGAUUUGCAUCAUCGGAAGGGGUGGCGGAAGAGUAUGAAUUAUGGGAAGCAGACGCUGUUGUGGGAUCGGGUCUUUGGGACGGCUGGGGAGAGGAUUGAGAUGCAGGAGCAUUUGAUUGAUUAUCAGAAUCAGGCGAGUAUGUUUUGA